GACUCUGAUCUCUUUCUAGCGUUCAACAUGGCGCCCGAGGUAGACUAGCUGGAAACGUUAGCCAGCAACAACAUGAGCAAAUAAAUGGUUGCCAGUUUGACCUUUUAUCGUUUCGAAUCAAGCGGUUGAUUAGCUGGUAUGCAGGAAAGUAACGCGUGUAAUUAAUUUAGCCAACCGACAGAUUAGGUGAAAUAAUGGAAACUCGAGGUAUAGAACAGAUGUUUGACUUCCAGCGGUUGCCAAACGAUGGACUGGUCCUUUUGCUGGUAUUGCUUUACUCUCCAGUUGGCCUGUGUUUGAUGUUACUACGACUCUUCGUAGGUGCACAUGUGUUUUUGGUGAGCUGUGCACUCCCAGACAGUCUUGCUAGAAGAUUCAUUGUGAGAAUAAUGUCCUCAGUCCUUGGUAUGCACGUGAGACAGAACAGCCCACGUUUAAGAGACAAAAGCACAAAACUGUACAUCUGCAAUCACGUGACCCAGUUUGACCACAACAUUGUCAAUCUUCUGACUUCCUGCAAUACGCCCAUGCUGGAGGACUCUGCAGGAUUCGUGUGUUGGGCCAGAGGCUUCAUGGAGCUGGGUGCCAUAUCGGGCCAAGAUGAGAUAGAGGAGUCCCUCAGGAGAUACUGCUACUCUCCAGGAACUCUGCCCCUGCUCCUCUUCCCCGAGGAGGACACCACCAACGGGCGCGCUGGCCUUCUCAAAUUCAGCUCCUGGCCUUUCUCCAUGACUGAUUCCAUUCAGCCUGUGGCCUUGCAAGUGAAGAGGCCAUUUGUAGCUCUGAGCACGCCAGACUCCUUUUGGCUGACAGAACUGUUGUGGACCUUUUUCGUCCCAUGUACAGUGUACCAUGUAAGAUGGCUCCCACCUGUAUCUAGACAAGAUGAAGAGUCCCUUCAAGAGUUUGCCAACAAAGUCCAAGAGCUUCUAGCCACUGAGCUCGGCGUGGUCUCUACACAGAUUACCAAAGCAGACAAAGCAGAGCACAUCAAGAGGAAAAGGCACAUUGCACCACGCACCCCAAACUCAAAUCUGGGUGCCAGACCACGUCCAGUUCCCCUGGGCUUCAUGGUCCGCAGCUCUGGGGUGGAGGAGCUUAGUAUCAGCAGGAUGGCCCAGCAGGUGAAGGAGGUUCUGCCUGACAUCCCCCUCGGCAUCAUCACCAGAGACCUGGUGCAAACCAACUGUGUGGACACCACUAUCACUAACCUGCUGGAGAGCACUGAGGAGUUCCCAGUGGAGGCCACAGGCGGAGCCACGUCUGCACCAGGCCCAGCCUGGAGGUCCGUCUCUUCUUCAGCUGCACCCGCUCCCACCAUUAAGCCUGCUGCCAAACCUUUUGGGAAAUCACCAGUAGACAGACACAUGUCCCUACAAGAGAGGAAAGAGGCCUUGUAUGAGUUUGCAAGAAGACGCUACAUCGAAAAGCAUGAACUGGAGCAGGAUGACAACCUCUGAACAAUAUCUGAUUGCUGGGAAUCGUGUUAGGAAUGACAGUCGUUAAAAUCAAAUAAUUGUACAGACAAUAAGUGUACUGGAGUGUAUGGAGAGCAGAGCAGAGUGGAGAGUUUUUGUUGACCCACACGUACAGGAGGAAGACAUUCUGAAGAUUUCAAUGGAUUUUGUUUGCCAUGCAUGUCUUUUUAAUUGUUUGUCCUGGCAAAAAUAUUAUUUUGAUAACAAUUUCUAAUAAGACCCAGUGACCGUGAAACGUCUCAUUACUUUUAUAAUGGCAGAGGUGGUGGUAAAAACAAAGUAUCUUGCUCUGCUUUCAGAGAAGACUCAUCAGGUCUUAGGUUCAUUAUGAUUUGACAGUACGUGUUUCUGCGGUAUACAUUUUUAAAGUAAAUAAAAUCAGUCAUUUAUAAAUGCAA
Messenger RNA from Coregonus clupeaformis (lake whitefish), 1876 nucleotides. Its product is annotated as lipid droplet-regulating VLDL assembly factor AUP1. The record is from RefSeq and is a predicted model, not a curated record. The transcript is spliced from 12 exons. Gene Ontology annotation, molecular function: ubiquitin binding. Bases 195 to 1460 code for a protein of 421 amino acids. NCBI's taxonomy places the organism in Eukaryota, Metazoa, Chordata, Actinopteri, Salmoniformes, Salmonidae. Gene Ontology annotation, cellular component: membrane.